Papaver somniferum (opium poppy) is the source of this 1084-nucleotide messenger RNA. Its product is annotated as pentatricopeptide repeat-containing protein At1g12300, mitochondrial-like. NCBI's taxonomy places the organism in Eukaryota, Viridiplantae, Streptophyta, Magnoliopsida, Ranunculales, Papaveraceae. Gene Ontology annotation, molecular function: protein binding. The transcript has a single exon. The coding region runs from base 433 to 1050 and encodes 205 amino acids. The record is from RefSeq and is a predicted model, not a curated record.
AGAACCACCACCAGCAUACACAAGAACCACCACCACCACCACCACCACUAUCAUAGACUCCCAUAGACUCCUUACUGAACCUAAAGUUUGAUCCAGGCUACCUUCUCUGUUUCUCUUCAAAACUUAGAAAAUGAAAUUGGGUACAACGUUACUGCAGCUUCAUAAAUCAGCAACCUUCAGUAAUAAUUGUUCAUUUCUGCAUCAUCGUAUCAUUCUGAGAAGUUAUUAUGGCUCAAGAGGAGGUUAUUGUAGAGAAAUAACACAACUUGAGGGUUUUGUAAGGAUGAAUGUAAGUCUGGAAGGAUUAAAAAGCUUGAUGAUGGAUUGAAAUACUUUGAUCAAUUGAUUCUGGAAAGGCCAUUACCAUCUAGUGGUACAUUUAAUCAUGUAUUGGGAUCAUUAACGAAGAUUAAAUGAUAUUCAGAUGUUAUUAUGUUGUAUAAGAAGCUGAUUUUGCUUGGGGUAAAACCAGAUAUUCAUACACUCAGCAUUUUGAUUAAUUGUUACUGUCAAUUAGGCCAACUGAAUCAUGGGUUUUGUUUGGUUGGAGAGAUUAUAAAGAGAGGUUAUCAUCCUUCUGUUGUCACUUUCACUACACUGAUUAAAGGCUUGUGUAUCAAAGGUGAGAUUGAAUCAGCCUUUCAACUGUUUGCUAAAAUGAUUCACACAGGUAUUCAUCCUACUGCCUUUACGUGUGAUACUCUUAUACAUGGGCUUUGUAGAAUUGGUAAAGUUGGUCGUGCUCUUCAGCUUAAAAACAACAUGGUCAAAUGGAACUGCAUCCCAACUGUUGUUUCAUAUUGUUCGAUUAUAGAUACUCUUUGUAAAGGAGGUCUAGUUGACGAAGCUUUGGUUCUCUUCUCCGAAAUGCUUAGAGAUUCAAAUGGUGUACCCAAUGUAGUCGUUUAUAGUUCUUUGAUCAAUGGACUUUGCAAUUCAGGCCGAUUGAAUGAGGCAAAGAGACUCCUUCAAGAGAUGACAAGUAGAGGAAUCUCUGCCAAUGUAACGACUUAUACUACUUUGAUUGAUGGUCAUUGCCUACAUGGUUGAAGCUAUCCACCCAUUCAAGAAAAUGAAACAAAAU